AUGUGCUCUGUCUGUCCAAAGGAUGGAGUCUACAGAUGUCAUGGCUGCAUGGGUGAACCGCUCUUCUGUACCCAUUGCUGUCGGACGUUUCACAGCCGCAUGCCUUUCCAUCGGAUCAGUCAAUGGACUGGGGGAUUCUUUGAAGACACUUCCUUGACCAAGAUUGGGUUUGAAGUCCACCUUGGCCAUGCAGGCGAGCCUUGCCCCAGACUGACCGAUGAGUAG
Molecule: messenger RNA, 225 nt
Organism: Suillus plorans
Lineage: Eukaryota; Fungi; Basidiomycota; Agaricomycetes; Boletales; Suillaceae
Exons: 1
Coding region: 1-225 (74 amino acids)
Source: RefSeq, a predicted model, not a curated record